GUGGGAAUACAGGAGAGUUGGAAAUGCGUUUGCGUGUCAGAUACGUACGCGGCAGGACCUGAUCUGUGGGCCAGAAAAGUGGCCUCCGUCCGUUGUGCGUGACGGCGACAGCGACGGCGGUUGCUGAGUUCUUCCUGAUCCGUGGAUCAGAUCGUUUGCCGGGAACUUGGUCCGUGGACCAAGAAGCUUGCUUGCCACCGCGGGUUGGUAUGGAGAUUGGGUUUACUGUGCGCACAAUGGCCAUGGAGUUUCUAAUGCAGCCGAUAAGCAGAUUCCCCUUCAUUGAGGAAGUUGACGAUAGCUCAACCCCAAUGGAUCUGGUGGAGUACGGGCCGAAAGGGUCGGAUCCGGCUGCGGCCGAGGUUGCGGUGCCGGCCGUAAAUGGCGUGCAAGUCUGCAAGGGAGAAAGGGCCAGGCGGCCAGGGAGAUCAGACGGGAAAUAUUGCCACAAGCAUCCGAGCUUUCGACCGGCAAGAUAAACCCCAUGCAGUGAAUUUGGGAGCGCAGGCUGAUUGCUGCGUUGGUGUGUUGGUACUGAUGAGCAGGACGUAUUGAAGGCUGAGGAUUGGAGCAGCUCCACCUUGCCGGACACCGUGCUCUUCGUGCAUGUCUGCGUUCAAGAAACCGGUGUUCUGCUAUGCCUUAUUAUGGCAAUUGCAAUAUGCGCACUUAUUUGGACAUACUACUGCAUCAUCAGUUAAAGUGUGUAUCUUCUGCAGUUUCACUUCAACGAUCACAUUAAUACACGUUGAAGUACUCAUAUUAUGCGUUCUCAUUUUCACGGAGUGCUGUUGCUGGAUUAUUAUAUGGCUUUCCAGCACAAAUAAUGACCGCAUUCGAUGCAGUUGGAGAAGGCAAAGAAAAGCCAUUUGUUCAAUUCUUUGUGUUAUGGAUGAUCUUCGUUUUCAGAGACCUCCUGAUGGAAAUCCAUAUGAGAUAAGAUUCCUUCAUAUUCCUGGGGCAUUGUUCUGUUGCUUGUGGACUCAUACUGAAUGCACUAAUGUUCACAGUAAUUGCCAUCUACAAGUGCCCUGUGAUACUUUUCAAAUGGUGGAAACGACUGAUUAAGGAUUUGAUUAUGGGAGAAGUACUUUUUCAAAGUGGUAUGUAUUCUUGUCCUAAGAGUGACAUGCACAUGAUGGUCAGGGGCACCAUGGCAAAAUCUUAUUAUGGUUAGAGAUAUACUGGACACAUGGUGCCAGUGUCUAUUCAUGUUGCUGGUCGGAAGAUUUCGGCAUUGGAAACAAUUUUGGUCGAUUGGCUUUCACUGGUUUGAAGAGUUUGGUUUUUGUAAGUUUUUGCUGGCACCGAUGGCACGCAAAAAGUGUUGUUCAGCCUUGUAGGUCUGUUGUUUUGGAACUUGCUUGGUUUUUUGUAAAUUCCAAUAUAUGUUAGCUGUAUUUUCAUGGAUAUUGAUGUGCCACAAGGAUAAUAUAUGUUAAUGGAAAUUUUGCUAAUUUUCGGUCUA
Molecule: messenger RNA, 1468 nt
Organism: Triticum aestivum (bread wheat)
Lineage: Eukaryota; Viridiplantae; Streptophyta; Magnoliopsida; Poales; Poaceae
Exons: 7
Coding region: 607-1068 (153 amino acids)
Source: RefSeq, a predicted model, not a curated record